This is a messenger RNA of Camellia sinensis, 526 nucleotides long. The record is from RefSeq and is a predicted model, not a curated record. Lineage: Eukaryota; Viridiplantae; Streptophyta; Magnoliopsida; Ericales; Theaceae.
UCUUCUUCACUCACAGGAGGCUUCCAACAAUGUUUGACAUCACAUCAUAUCAUCUAUAUAUAUCUCUGCUACACAAACACUUUCACACCAUCCAUCUACUUCACAACACAAACAGUGAUACUCACAAAUUCUCUCUCUACUCGUGAUUUGCAUCUACUAUAUUCGAAAUCGAUAUUCAAGAAAGAAGAAAACAUGAGUUCAACUAGCAGAGCUUGGGUUGCAGCAGCGAGCGUAGGAGCUGUGGAGGCUUUGAAAGAUCAGGGGAUCUGUAGAUGGAACUACACCACCAGAUCAAUUCACAACCACGCCAAGACCAAUCUCAGAUCCUUCUCUCAGGCAAAUAAUCUUUCUUCAUCGUCUUCGGCCAAGGUUGCGAGCACGGCGAUGAGGAAAGAGAGGGCCAAGAAGCAGCAAUCCGAGGAGUCUUUGAGGACAGUCAUGUAUUUGAGCUGUUGGGGUCCCAACUGAUCAUUCAAAAAAAAAAAAAAUCAAAAUUUUGAUUCAUAUCUGAAUCUACCAAAACAGA